This is a messenger RNA of Aaosphaeria arxii CBS 175.79, 1239 nucleotides long. Its product is annotated as peroxisomal dehydratase. The coding region runs from base 304 to 1239 and encodes 311 amino acids. Lineage: Eukaryota; Fungi; Ascomycota; Dothideomycetes; Pleosporales. The record is from RefSeq and is a predicted model, not a curated record. Gene Ontology annotation, cellular component: peroxisome. The transcript has 3 exons.
UCACGUCAAACGUGGAGAGGACUUGGACGGUGUAGGAAUAGCCCCACCAACCAUCGAGUCGACCAGUUCGACCUCGGCAAAUGGACCCUGGAGCUCCGCUUGAACCUCACCGAGCUUCCAACACCCCCGCAAACGAAGGAUGAGCUAACGCGUAAACAUAGAAUGGUUUAUAUACAUAUACCGAGAAUUCCCUAUUCUUCCCCAGUUUCUUGAUAUAUCAAUUGAUCUCUGUAUUCGCAUAUUUGACUCUGAACACUACAGAAAUAUAGUCAUAUCACAUCAUAUCAUUCACAAGAAGCAAAGAUGAGCGGCCCCGGUGUAGGAUUCGAAUACCCAGCCAUUCCAGUAUCAUGGCUUAAGAGGGACGUCCUGCUCUUCGCCGCCAGUAUUGGAGCCACUGCAGACGAACUGCACUUCCUCUACGAACUCCACCCCAACUUCCAAGCCUUCCCAACGUACCCGAUCGUCCUCCCCCUCAAGCACAAAGACCUCGACGUAAUCGACUUCUACGCGCGCUCCAACGCGAUCCCGAUCCCAGGCGCGCCCAAACUCACCACAAAGGGCGUGCUCGACGGCGAGCGCCUCAUCGAGUUCAAGAAGCCCAUCCCGACGUCGUCCGAGGGCCGCAACUUCGAGAUCAGGAGCAAGGUGCUCGGCGUGUACGACAAGGGGAAACCCGGCACCGUCGUGGAGACGGAGCUCACGCUCGUGGAUGCGGAUUCCGGCGAGCUGUACACGAGGGCUGUCGGGAGUGGGUUUUACGUUGGUCAAGGGGGGUGGGGUGGGCCGAAGGGACCAAAGACAGUAUCCUACCCACCCCCCGCCAACACCCCCCCAACACACACGCACACCCACCAAACCACGCCCGAAACCGCGCUCCUCUACCGCCUAAACUCCGACUACAACCCGCUGCACGCCACCCCCGAACCAGGAACCCGCAUGGGCUUCGGCGGCCCCAUCAUCCACGGCCUCUUCUCGUGGAACAUGUCCGCCCACGCGGUGCUCGCGCUCGUCGGCGGCUCGAAGCCCGAGAAUAUGAGGAGUUUCCAGGCGAGGUUUGCGAACCCGGUCAAGCCUGGGGAUAAGUUGGUUACUGAUAUUUGGGUGCUUGGGGAUGCGGAGGGAGAGGGAGAGGGGUGGAAGGAGGUGAGGUUUAUAGUGAGGGUGGACGGGGGGAAGGUUGUGUUGAGUAAUGGGAGGGCUGUUGUUAGGGUUGAGGGGGUGAAGGGGAAGCUGUAG